UAUAUGGUGACGUCAGUGAAAGUUCGGCUUCAGUCAGCCGCCAGUGGCCACAUCGCGAUCAUGUGGCUGCAAUGUUUCGCUGCUACGGUGCUUAUUGCCGCGGCUGCGUCCCGCGAAGUCUUCACAAACUCAUUCUUGGUGCGGUUCAAGAAAUCCCUCGGCCACGAGGAAGCUCACGAAGUUGCCCUUCGCCACGGCUUCGAAAACCUCGGCCCGGUCCUCAGCUCUGACACAGAGUGGCACUUCGCGCAUCGUGGCUUGCCGCACGCGCGACUGCGCAGGUCCAUUGCGCACACUCGUCUUUUGAAACGAAAUCCAUUAGUUCACACAGCUGUUCAGCAGACUGGUUUCAAGCGUGUUAAGCGAGGCUUCCGCCCACUUCGCCUGCCUGAGACAGCACCAGCGGCUGAACCGCGUGACCCCUACUUCCCUCUACAAUGGUACUUAAAGAACACUGGACAGAAUGGAGGGAAACCGAAAUUGGAUUUGAACGUCGAAGCGGCCUGGGCUCAAGGGUAUACUGGAGUUAACGUGACCACUGCUAUUAUGGACGAUGGUGUGGACUAUAUGCAUCCGGAUUUAAAAUACAAUUAUAAUGCAGAGGCUUCUUAUGACUUCAGUAGCAACGAUCCCUUCCCCUACCCGCGCUACACUGACGAUUGGUUUAAUAGUCACGGAACGCGGUGUGCUGGCGAGGUGGCAGCGGCGCGUGACAACGGCGUCUGUGGGGUUGGAGUUGCUUACCACUCCAAAGUCGCUGGUAUAAGGAUGCUCGACCAGCCCUACAUGACAGACCUCAUCGAGGCUAACUCUAUGGGCCACGAGCCUCACAAGAUCCACAUAUACAGCGCGUCCUGGGGGCCGACGGAUGACGGUAGAACUGUUGAUGGACCGAGGAAUGCCACCAUGAGAGCCAUCGUUAGGGGUGUUAACGAGGGUCGCAACGGCUUAGGCAACAUCUAUGUGUGGGCGAGCGGUGACGGAGGCGAAGAUGACGAUUGCAACUGUGACGGAUACGCCGCCUCCAUGUGGACCGUUUCAAUUAACAGCGCAAUAAACGAUGGUCAGAACGCGCAUUAUGAUGAAUCGUGCUCCUCAACUCUUGCAAGUACAUUUAGCAAUGGUGCUAGAGAUCCUAGUACAGGGGUGGCUACAACUGAUUUAUACGGGAAAUGUACUGCAACUCACUCUGGAACCUCUGCUGCUGCACCAGAAGCAGCUGGAGUAUUCGCUUUGGCUCUUCAUGCUAAUCCGAAUCUGACUUGGCGUGAUAUUCAACACUUGACGGUGUUAACGUCAAAAAGGAACUCUUUGUACGAUGCAAAGGGUCGCUUCCACUGGACUAUGAAUGGCGUGGGACUAGAGUUCAACCAUCUAUUUGGUUUCGGUGUGCUAGACGCUGGUGCUAUGACCGCACUUGCAGCUAACUGGCGCUCUGUUCCACCUCGGUACCAUUGCGAAGCUGGAUCUGUAAAUACUCAUACCGAAGUUCCAUCUGAAGACAGUAUAACUUUGCAUAUCAAGACCACGGCGUGUGCUGGAUCCCCGAGUGAGGUUAGGUAUUUGGAGCACGUACAAGCUGUAGUGAGUGCUAAUGCGACGCGGCGUGGGGACCUAGAGCUGUUCUUAACAAGCCCUAUGGGUACAAGGUCAAUGAUCCUGAGUAGACGAGCAAACGAUGAUGACAGCCGUGAUGGGUUUACUAAGUGGCCAUUCAUGACUACCCAUACUUGGGGUGAAUACCCGCAAGGCACGUGGACGCUUGAGGCACGAUUCUCCGGCGGUUCUGGCCCGAGCUCGGCGUCAGGCUGGCUGCGCGGCUGGUCGCUCGUGCUCCACGGAACACGCGCCCCUCCCUACGCGCAACUACAGCCGCAAGACCCGCACUCCAAACUGGCCGUCGUCAAGAAGGCCCACGAAGAUAACGCGACCGAAUAG
This is a messenger RNA of Melitaea cinxia (Glanville fritillary), 1938 nucleotides long. RefSeq names its product neuroendocrine convertase 2 (gene amon). Gene Ontology annotation, biological process: protein processing. Bases 4 to 1938 code for a protein of 644 amino acids. The record is from RefSeq and is a predicted model, not a curated record. Gene Ontology annotation, molecular function: serine-type endopeptidase activity. Gene Ontology annotation, cellular component: trans-Golgi network; Golgi membrane. Lineage: Eukaryota; Metazoa; Arthropoda; Insecta; Lepidoptera; Nymphalidae. The transcript has 14 exons.